AUGACAUCCGAAGUGCCAUCUUCGUCUCUUCCGUAUAAACUCAAUCAGCAAAAUCAGGCACAGUAUCAGCACAACAUAAAGUUGCUUGAGAAAAUAGUAGAUGCGAUCAUUCUUUGUGGGAAACAAAAUAUUCCUCUCCGAGGACACAGAGAUGAUACCAUAAGUGAUUCCUCAAAUAAAGGUAAUUUCUUGGCAAUAUUACAGCUGUUGGCAAAGCAUGAUGAGCAGCUCUGGUCUCAUCUACAAAAAGCAAAAAGGAAUGCCUUAUAUACCAGAAAAACCAUUCAGAACGAGGUUAUCCAACUCAUUGGAAAUCACAUCACAGAUACUAGAGAACACCUUGCCAUCAUUAAGGAGGAAUUUCUUGACUUUGCAAAUAUAGGCAGAACUACUGGGGAAGCAAUUGCUGAUAAACUUAUUGAAAUCCUCCGCUUGCUUGCAAUUCCGAUUGAGAACAUGCGAGGGCAAGCAUACGAUGGUGGAGCAGCAAUGGCAUCGGAAAAUCGGGGGUUGGACUCUGUAAGACUAGGGUUUGCUCCAAGCAGCAACACAGAGAAAAUUGUCUCCACAAGUAAUCCAAGAGAUUAUUAUAGAUCUGUCGUGGCCAUUCCAUUUCUGGACUUUUUCCUCAGUGAAUUAAAUACGAGGUUUCAGAAAGAAGAUCUGGCGGAAUAUUCGAUAUGCUAUUUGUUGCCUGUCAAUGUGACAGAUAUUUCACACGAGGAAUUAUCCAAACUUGCCUCAGAAAUAAUAUUUUGGGGGAGCGACCUGCCUUGUCUUUCUGUAAAGGACUUGGAGAAAGAACUCAGAGAUUGGAGACGUUAUUGUGUUAACAUGAUCAAAGAAUCUUCAGACAAGCUCUGCAAUCUGCUCAAUCCUUUCAACUUUGUAGAUGGGGACGUUUUCCCGAACGUGAAAAUUCUUCUUCACAUUGGAUGUGUUUUACCUAUCACAACAUGCGAGGCCGAAAGAUCCUUUUCUGGAUUAAGACGCAUCAAGAGUUUCAUGCGCAGUACUAUGCAAGAGGACAGAUUGACUGGACUUGCACUAAUGCAUCUUCACCAUUCAUUAGAAAUUGACCAAAAGGAAAUUGUACAAUCAUUUAUCAGGCAAGGAAAACGAAGAUUAUUUCAGUCAAGUCUCUUUAGCUAA
Ostrea edulis (European flat oyster) is the source of this 1152-nucleotide messenger RNA. RefSeq lists its product as uncharacterized. The transcript has 3 exons. Lineage: Eukaryota; Metazoa; Mollusca; Bivalvia; Ostreida; Ostreidae. The record is from RefSeq and is a predicted model, not a curated record. Bases 1 to 1152 code for a protein of 383 amino acids. Gene Ontology annotation, molecular function: protein dimerization activity.